GGUAAACUACACAAGGGAGACUCCACCGUGCAAUCCCCAAGUACAGUGCCUCCACGUCCGUCGACAGCCAUCCAACAACCGUUUUAAGUCUGUUUUUUGGCCGUACGAAACAAUUGGAAGGCGUCACUAAAGCUGAAUCUUUGCUUUGUACUUAAACUAGUUUUGGAGCUGUCGGAUGUCUCAUUCUAAUGACCCGUUUACGUCCUACGGGGACAAUAUGGGCUAUCAAUCCAGUGGCCCAGGAUUUAAUAAUGGUCCAUCUGACUUAGACCCAGAGGAACAGAGACGCCGGAUUAUGACGAAUCCGUUCUUGUCACCACAAUUUAAUCGAAAUUCGGAUCCUCUAGUGGACUCUAUGGCAGAUCAAUUGUUUGGGAACUUUAACACGACGAACACUGGAAACCCAGUAGACGUAGCAAGAACACCGGCAGCUUCUUCUCCCUCUCCUCAGAUAGAAAAGGCAAAAGCCUUGCCUCCGAGGCCGCGAUCAUCGAUCGACAAGGCUAAUAUCUCUGCCAAUAGUUACGAACCAUUGGAGCCUUUGCCCAGUUACAGUCCACCAAAGGAUCCACCUGCUCAUCCUCAAAGACGUCUUCAACGUACACAUAGUAGUAAUCAUCUUUCGGCAGGCAGUCGAAACUCUCUCAUUUCUCGCUCUUCCACUCCGGAUUUGAAGUCUCCAGGCAAUGGAUCCUCAACAUUGCGCCGAAACAAGACUGUGCGUGAAACGUCGUCGACUCAGGCAAAGAGAAGAAGCAACAAUCCUUUGGAUCAAAUUGAUCGUUUGGAUGUUACGGGUUUAUACGGAGCCGGGAGCUUUCAUCAUGAUGGACCUUUUGAUGCGUGUCGGCCUCAUAGAAAUGUCAACACCUCCAAGGCACCAGUGGCUGCAUUCCCUGAAGAUAGUGUUGCUAACAGCAUUCAACCUCCCGGUACUGGAUUCAAUGACCCUAAACAUAAACAGAAUUUUCACCGGAUGUCGGUUGCUGAACAGCUUAAAACGAAAAACAUACUGCAGCAACCGCUGGGCAGUGAUGCUUUCGAAGAAGAUUUUAUUAUAACUCCGGCGGGAAGUGCCUUGACCGAUUCCACUCGUAUUGAGGGUGCUCCCGCAUCGAAGAAUGCUAUCGCCCGAAACGAGGAGAUGCUUGCCAUUGAGAAGGCAAACUUGUCCCGUAAAAAGUCCAUUGCAAAGAAACUUGGCUUGUCCCGGGGACCUUCCUUGUCCAGAUCAACGACCCUUCCUCUUAAUUAUCGGAACAAGUCAGCUUCAGCCUCUUGGAAGCCUUACCGCAACGAACCGUCUCGCUCGCCUCUGGUACCUAUAUCUAAUAGAGACGAAACUGACAAUGAACCUGUAACCGAAAGGACUCCGAAACCCGCUAAUUCAUCAUAUUCAAAUAACGAGAACUAUGAAAGAAAGAGAAGACCGCCGCCUCCACGUCCUCCUCAGUCUAAUCUACAACGAAAGUCUGUCUUGAAUACCACUCCUUAUCCAUCCUAUACCCAAUCUGAAACAUCUCUUCCCCUUUCUUCCGGCAAUGGAAGCUUGAAACCUAAAAGGGCUGGUUUCUUUAGAAGACUUUUCUCAAAACACCGUAGCUAAACACGGCAUGGCUCUGGUAAUUUUUUUCUUAUAAGCAUUAUUCAACCACUGGAUUCAUGGUACUGAGGAUCCAUUUAUUAUUAUCAUCAAUUUAUGCUGUUGCGGCUAUUUUGUCACUUUCAUUAAGACGUGUUUGUUGUGCAUUGCUCCAAUGCACUUGAAGAUUUUAAACCUGUAUAAUAGGAUUUUGGUCGAUGUAUGAUGCUUGAUAAUUUUGCCUCUCACGUCAACGAUGAUGUUGUAUUUUUGCCUAGCUUCUCCUUUCUAGUGAAAAUAAGACCUAUACAUUUGCGCAUCAAUACCAUUUUCAUGAGAACUCUUAGAUAUAUUACUUGAAGAAAGAUACUAUGCAUGUCAUUGACUGAUGGUUAAGUCUAUGUCUCAAAGCGUAAACAGGCGAACGCAUGACUUAAGGUCAACUACCCUAGUUCUGUCUAGAGGGUAGGGGGAUCGGAAAUCAUCGGGUUCUCGGAUUCAGUAUUAAAAUCGGCUUCUUCCACGGGUUCGCCCAAGAUGGUUAAAGGAAAUCGAACAGAAGCGAGUCUGUUUCGUUAGUAAUGAAAGUAAUAUGAAGCACGUGUGUAUCACGUUUGCAUUGGUCUUAAAUACCUCUGUCGUAGCCUUGUUCGAGCCGUAAUUUUAAGCGAGUACGCAAGUGCGAACCGAUUUUUGAAUUCAAUGCUCCGACAGUGAAACGGGAUCUCCAAGGAGAAGCAUGUUCCCGUCUCCUUGAUGAGAACUUGAUUGUCGUGCCCACAGUGAAUGGUUACACUGGAAAGUGUUUUCGUUUUUAAUGUUUGAGAUACAUUGCCAUUACGUUCUUCGCUGUAGUUCUUUGGUG
This is a messenger RNA of Schizosaccharomyces japonicus yFS275, 2447 nucleotides long. Its product is annotated as membrane associated protein Pal1. The transcript is spliced from 2 exons. The record is from RefSeq and is a predicted model, not a curated record. The coding region runs from base 176 to 1606 and encodes 476 amino acids. Gene Ontology annotation, cellular component: site of polarized growth; medial cortex; cell division site. NCBI's taxonomy places the organism in Eukaryota, Fungi, Ascomycota, Schizosaccharomycetes, Schizosaccharomycetales, Schizosaccharomycetaceae.